AAAACAAGAUAAUGUGACUGUACAUGUCACUGAUCACGUGAUCGAAUCAACACUCUCCCAAAAGCAAACAUCGUAAAUAUAUGUGACCCGGCCGGAAUUGCAUAGGAUAUAAAAAUGCAGAGAUACACAUUUCAGCUAUCAGUCGGCAAUAGGAUUUCAGAUAUGAUGGAGUCUCCUAAAGACAACAAACAGGUGAACGGAGAAAAAGAUACUCCUGUGAAAGAGACCCAGGUCAACGGCGACUUAGCAGAAAUCAAACGAGACCAUGUCAGAAGUAUCGCAGAAAAAAUUGAGCAGAAUAUUAAGGAACUGGACAAACAAAGCCUCGCAGAUAGGGAUCCGUUGUAUACCGCGGAGGAGGAAAAGAAAUUGCUGGAUAGAUAUACAAAUUUUUCUAAAGACAAAAAAGAGACGUAUUACAGGUUCUUUAAAACUGCAGACACUUACAAUUUAGGAUUUUUGACAAUUUAUCAGUUUGCAGAAGCUGUUCGGAAACGAGGAUUCAGCGGACAAGAUUCUGAAAUAGCGACCAUGUUCGUUGACCUUGAUGCCAACAUGGAUUGUGAAGUGACGUUGGAGGAAUACAUGAAUGAAAUGUCAAAGAAGGACGCCAAGGCCAGAACGGAAGCGGAAAUGCUAGAGAUAUUCCGAAGGUUUGACAGAAACAAAGAUGGCUUCAUCACGCGGGAAGAAUUACAAACGUCACUGGAAGAAUGCAGAAUGAGGCAACUCGAGAUUGAUAUGGACGAAAUUAUGAAAAAAGCUGAUCGUGAUGGCGACGGGAAGUUGUCGUAUGACGAUUUCAUCAAAGGUUGUCGGUUCAAAUCGAAAGAUUAGGAAAGAUCCCCAAUGCAGGGUGAACUGUACAAUCUUUUUGUCGUAAUCCGGAGCUUGGAAAGGAAUAAAACUGCCAAUCUAUGCAUUAUAUACGUAGGCAAUACACGUGGUGCAUUCUACGCAAUGCGGAAACAAUACAAAAUAUAUCCGGGUACUUUCUGUGGACAAUCACUCUGUCAAAUUUUGUUCAUGAUAUCGGUAUACAUGCAUAUAUAUGAGUCCCCUACUUAGUCAUGAAAUCUACAUGCUAUACUCAUCAUAAUUGUUGUAUUAUUAUACUUGCCAAAUAUCAAAAACUUGUUAAUACUGUGACGAGUGUACAUGCAUUAUCUAAUGACUAAUUACAACUGCAAUUAAAAUAUUACAUCAACAA
Ostrea edulis (European flat oyster) is the source of this 1210-nucleotide messenger RNA. RefSeq lists its product as uncharacterized. Gene Ontology annotation, molecular function: calcium ion binding. Bases 115 to 837 code for a protein of 240 amino acids. Lineage: Eukaryota; Metazoa; Mollusca; Bivalvia; Ostreida; Ostreidae. The transcript is spliced from 3 exons. The record is from RefSeq and is a predicted model, not a curated record.